AUGCAGAAGGGCAUCCGGCUGAACGAUGGCCACGUCGCGUCCCUGGGGCUGCUGGCGCGCAAGGACGGCACGCGCAAGGGCUACCUGAGCAAGCGGAGUUCGGACAACACAAAAUGGCAAACCAAGUGGUUCGCGCUGCUGCAGAACCUGCUCUUCUACUUCGAGAGCGACUCGAGCUCCCGGCCCUCGGGGCUCUACCUGCUGGAGGGCUGCGUCUGCGACCGCGCGCCCUCCCCCAAGCCGGCGCUCUCGGCCAAGGAGCCGCUGGAGAAACAGCACUACUUCACCGUGAACUUCAGCCACGAGAACCAGAAGGCCCUGGAGCUGCGGACAGAGGACUCGAAGGACUGUGACGAGUGGGUGGCGGCCAUCGCGCACGCCAGCUACAGGGCCCUGGCCACGGAGCACGAGGCGCUGAUGCAGAAGCACCUGCACCUGCUGCAGAUCGUGGAGACAGAGAAGACCGUGGCCAGGCAGCUGCGGCGGCAGAUCGAGGACGGGGAGGUCGAGAUCGAGCGGCUGAAGGCAGAGAUUGCAUCCCUGCUCAAGGACAACGAGCGCAUCCAGUCCACCCAGACUGUCACCCCCAACGACGAAGACAGUGACAUCAAGAAAAUUAAGAAGGUGCAGAGCUUCCUGCGGGGCUGGCUGUGCCGGCGGAAGUGGAAAACCAUCAUCCAGGACUACAUCCGGUCGCCGCACGCCGACAGCAUGCGCAAGCGAAACCAGGUGGUGUUCAGCAUGCUGGAGGCCGAGGCCGAGUACGUGCAGCAGCUGCACAUCCUGGUCAACAACUUCCUGCGCCCGCUGCGCAUGGCCGCCAGCUCCAAGAAGCCGCCCAUCACGCACGACGACGUCAGCAGCAUCUUCCUGAACAGUGAAACCAUCAUGUUUCUGCACCAGAUUUUCUACCAAGGCCUGAAGGCCCGAGUCUCCAGCUGGCCCACACUCGUCCUGGCCGACCUGUUCGACAUCCUGCUGCCCAUGCUCAACAUCUACCAAGAGUUCGUCCGCAACCACCAGUACAGCCUGCAGAUCCUGGCCCACUGCAAGCAGAACCGCGACUUCGACAAGCUGCUGAAGCACUACGAGGCCAAGCCCGACUGCGAGGAGAGGACACUGGAGACCUUCCUCACCUACCCCAUGUUCCAGAUCCCCAGGUACAUCCUGACCCUGCACGAGCUCCUGGCCCACACGCCGCACGAGCACGUUGAACGCAACAGCCUGGACUACGCCAAGUCCAAGCUGGAGGAGCUGUCCAGGGUGAUGCACGACGAGGUCAGCGAGACCGAGAACAUCCGCAAGAACCUGGCCAUCGAGCGCAUGAUCACCGAGGGCUGCGAGAUCCUGCUGGACACGAGCCAGACCUUCGUGCGGCAAGGCUCCCUCAUCCAGGUACCCAUGUCUGAAAAGGGCAAGAUCACCAGAGGGCGCCUGGGGUCCCUGUCCCUGAGGAAGGAGGGCGAGCGGCAGUGCUUCCUGUUCUCCAAGCACCUCAUCAUCUGCACCAGGGGCUCUGGGGGGAAGCUGCACCUGACCAAGAAUGGGGUCGUGUCCCUCAUCGACUGCACCCUGCUGGAGGAGCCAGAGAGCGCGGAGGAGGAGGCCAAAGGAGCGGGCCAGGACGGGGACCACCUGGACUUCAAGAUCGGCGUGGAGCCCAAGGACUCACCGCCCUUCACCGUCAUCCUGGUGGCCUCGUCCAGGCAGGAGAAGGCCGCAUGGACCAGUGACAUCAGCCAGUGUGUGGACAACAUCCGGUGCAACGGGCUCAUGAUGAACGCGUUUGAAGAAAACUCCAAGGUCACUGUGCCCCAGAUUAUCAAUCGCCACCGAGAAGGCUUGUGCGGGGCAGACCUGGCUCAGUCCGACGCCUCCCUGUACUGCGAUGACGUGGACAUCCGCUUCAGCAAGACCAUGAACUCCUGCAAGGUGCUGCAGAUUCGCUACGCCAGCGUGGCGCGGCUGCUGGAGCGGCUGACCGACCUGCGCUUCCUGAGCAUCGACUUCCUCAACACCUUCCUGCACUCCUACCGCGUGUUCACCCGCGCCGCCGUCGUGCUGGACAAGCUCAUCACCAUCUACCGGAAGCCCAUCAGCGCCAUCCCCGCCAGGUGGCUCAGGUCGCUGGAGCUGCUGUUUGCCAGCGGCCAGAACAACAAGCUUCUGUACGGCGACCCCCCCAAGUCCCCCCGCGCCACCCGCAAGUUCUCCUCGCCGCCCCCGCUGUCCAUCGCCAAGACGUCCUCGCCCAGCCGCCGGCGCAAGCUGUCGCUGAACAUCCCCAUCAUCACGGGCGGCAAGGCGCUGGAGCUGGCCACGCUGGGCUGCAGCCCCAAUGGCUGCGCCGGCGUGUACUCCGCCAUGGCGCCCUUCGGCAAGGCCACGCUGGACACCAGCAAGCUCUACGUGUCCGGCGGCUUCGCCAGCAAGAUUCCCGACGAGGGCGACGCCGCCCCCGAGAGGCCCGAGGACCCCGCGGCGCCCGGCAAGCAGAGCUCAGAAGUCUCCGUGAGGGAAGAGUCAGACGUUGAUCAAAACCAGAGUGACGACGGAGACGCUGAAACGUCACCCACCAAAUCCCCAACGACACCAAAGUCAGUCAGAAGCAAAAGCUCCUCAGAGUUCCCGCUCUUCUCUUACAACAACGGGGUCGUCAUGACGUCCUGCCGCGAGCUGGACAACAACCGCAGUGCCUUGUCGGCCGCCUCCGCCUUCGCCAUAGCGACCGCGGGCGCCAACGAGGGCGCCCCCAACAAGGAGAAGUUCCGGCGGAUGUCGCUGGCCAGCGCAGGCUUCCCCCCCGACCAGAGGAACGGAGACAAGGAGUUUGUGAUCCGCAGGGCGGCCACCAACCGCGUCCUGAACGUGCUGCGCCACUGGGUCUCCAAGCACGCGCAGGACUUUGAGACCAACGACGAGCUCAAGUGCAAGGUGAUCGGCUUCCUGGAGGAGGUGAUGCACGACCCGGAGCUCCUGACCCAGGAGCGCAAGGCAGCUGCCAACAUCAUCAGGACGCUGACCCAGGAGGACCCAGGCGACAACCAGAUCACGCUGGAGGAGAUCGUGCAGAUGGCCGACGGCGUCAAGGCCGAGCCCUUCGAGAGCCACUCAGCCCUGGAGAUUGCGGAGCAGCUGACCCUGCUGGACCACCUGGUCUUCAAGAAGAUCCCUUACGAGGAAUUCUUCGGACAGGGCUGGAUGAAGCUGGAGAAGAACGAGAGGACCCCGUACAUCAUGAAGACCACCAAGCACUUCAACGACAUCAGCAACCUGAUCGCUUCGGAAAUCGUCCGCAACGAGGACAUCGGCGCGAGGGUGAGCGCCAUCGAGAAGUGGGUGGCGGUGGCUGACAUCUGCCGCUGCCUGCACAACUACAACGCCGUGCUGGAGAUCACCUCGUCCAUGAACCGCAGCGCCAUCUUCCGGCUCAAGAAGACCUGGCUCAAAGUCUCCAAGCAGACCAAAGCUCUGAUUGAUAAGCUCCAAAAGCUUGUGUCAUCAGAGGGCAGAUUUAAGAAUCUCAGAGAAGCUCUGAAAAAUUGCGACCCGCCCUGUGUCCCGUACCUGGGGAUGUACCUCACCGACCUGGCCUUCAUCGAGGAGGGGACGCCCAACUACACGGAGGACGGCCUGGUCAACUUCUCCAAGAUGAGGAUGAUUUCCCACAUCAUCAGGGAGAUCCGCCAGUUCCAGCAAACCGCCUACAAAAUAGAGCACCAAGCCAAGGUGACCCAGUAUUUGCUGGACCAAUCUUCCGUGAUGGACGAAGAAAGCCUCUACGAGUCCUCUCUCCGGAUAGAACCAAAGCUGCCCACCUGAGGCUGGGCCCUGCCCGGCCCGUGGCUCCCGUGGACACGCUGCGUGACACUGUACAUACUCGUUUGGUUUCUCUGGGUUUUCUUCUCAGUAUGUGCUUCUCCAAGAAUACAACUCCGUUCUCGUCCUUAGA
Messenger RNA from Lemur catta (Ring-tailed lemur), 3952 nucleotides. RefSeq names its product Ras protein specific guanine nucleotide releasing factor 1 (gene RASGRF1). Lineage: Eukaryota; Metazoa; Chordata; Mammalia; Primates; Lemuridae. Gene Ontology annotation, molecular function: protein binding; guanyl-nucleotide exchange factor activity. The coding region runs from base 1 to 3822 and encodes 1273 amino acids. Gene Ontology annotation, cellular component: plasma membrane. The transcript has 28 exons. The record is from RefSeq and is a predicted model, not a curated record. Gene Ontology annotation, biological process: Ras protein signal transduction; positive regulation of GTPase activity.